Messenger RNA from Larimichthys crocea (large yellow croaker), 2447 nucleotides. RefSeq names its product peripherin 2b (retinal degeneration, slow) (gene prph2b). The record is from RefSeq and is a predicted model, not a curated record. The transcript has 3 exons. Bases 630 to 1658 code for a protein of 342 amino acids. NCBI's taxonomy places the organism in Eukaryota, Metazoa, Chordata, Actinopteri, Sciaenidae. Gene Ontology annotation, cellular component: plasma membrane. Gene Ontology annotation, biological process: visual perception.
AGAAAGACCAUGAGACCUACAGAGAGACCUUCAGACCUGCACAAAGUCCAGACCUAUAUGACCGAUAUGAUGUGAUUGGUUGUUGCCACGGUAACAGAGUGGACAGAUCACCAGUUCUUCUACUUCCUGUCUUGGAGGCACACCUGCGGGGCCGUGACACAGGUGAGCAGCACUGAACUCUGUGAGCUGUGACAGGCUGGGAGGAGGAAGCUGCUGCUUAACAUCAAACCAAUUAGCAGUAAGUCUGGAUUAGAGGCAGCAGCUGAUCUGCUAAUUGGAUCACAGCUGAUCGGAGGUUGGAUGACAAGUCGCCGUUCACUCGCAUUCACACCUUUUCUUCAGUUUGGAGGAGCCGAGUGCUGAACCGACUGCACAGCUUUUAUGUGAAUAUUGGGUUGUGAUUUGAUGGCAGACUCCUCUGCCCCCCCAGCAUUAUGGACUGUCCUGACCUGCCACUCGGUCUUAUGGGUCUGAAUCCAGGAGUUCUGGCCGAGUCGUGUUCAGCUGCUUCUUUCUGGAACGGAUUAAAACUCUGAAACUCUGAACCAGAUUCUCGAACUGCUUCUUCAUCUCUGACAGAAAGUGAUUGUUGAUUUUGAGUUGACUGUUGGUCAGGCUAACAGGUUAAAAUGCCGUUCAUGCCAGUGAAGUUCAACCUGCAGAAGCGGGUGAAGCUGGCUCAGGGUCUGUGGAUGAUCUACUGGGUGUCAGUCAUCCUGGGGAUCCUCAUCUUCAGCCUCGGUAUCUUCUUCAAGAUCGAGUUGCGGAAGAGAAGUGAGAUGAUGGACAACAACGAGAGCCAUUUAGUGCCCAACUUGCUGAUCCUGGUGGGCAUGUUGGCCUGCGGGGUCAACGCGUUUGGAGGAAAGGUGUGCCACGACUCUCUGGACCCAAUCAAGUUCGCCAAGUGGAAGCCAAUGCUGAAGACGUACCUGCUUCUGUGCUGUGGUUUCAACGCGCUGCUGCUGCUGACGGUGGUUCUCUGCUUCAUCAUGCAGUUUGCCGUGUACCUGACGCUGGCCGAGGGCCUGAAGAACAGCAUCAAGUUCUACAAGGACACGGACACGCCGGGACGCUGCUUCAUGAAGAGGACACUGGACAUGACGCAGAUCGAGUUCCGCUGCUGUGGCAACAACAACUUCAGGGACUGGUUCGAAGUGCAGUGGAUCAGCAACCGCUACCUGGACAUGAGCAAUGACGCUGUCAAAGACCGUGUCCUCAGUAACGUGGAGGGAAAGUACCUAAUGGACAGCGUCCCAUUCAGCUGCUGUAACCCUGGCUCCCCGCGGCCCUGUAUCCAGCAUCACCUGACCAAUAACUCUGCCCACUACGACUACGACCAUCGAAUCGAGGAGCUCAACAUCUGGACCCGGGGCUGCCGUGAGGCCCUCUUCUCCUACUUCAGUGGCAUGAUGAACAGCAUCGGUAUACUCAUCAUCACCACCAUUAUCCUGGAGUCGGUCGACAUGGCAGGCUUGAAGUACCUCUGCACGGCUCUGGAGACGAUGGAGGACCCAGAGAACCCGGAGUGUGAGAGUGAAGGCUGGCUGCUGGAGAAAGGCGUGAAGGAGACGUUCAGUGAGCUGCUCUCCAAGCUGAAGGCGCUGGGAAAGACCAAUCAGGUGGACGAGGGCGGGGAUGCACAGGUGGCCACCUGAGAGCCCCCGCCCCCCACCAAGGACUGAGGUCUCCCCCUCUCUCCCCCACCUCCACCUGCCUCUCCCCCAGAAAACAGGGAGCGAGAGAGGAGAGGUCUUCACUGUCUAUACUUACACCAUGAUACGUGUUUAAAUCUACACGCACACACAUACACACAUGCACACACACAUACACACGUUUGAUGUUUCCUGUAAAUAUGUUGAACAGAGUUUAUUUUUAAAUCAGAGGAACAGAAACCUGCUGGGCUGGAAUUUCAAAUUAAAAGCACGUUCAGUUUAAUUAGCCCCCGCCCCCUCCUCGUUAAAGCUUCCUGUCAGACCCCACCAGGCCUGGAAGACUUGACACCAGUCUUCACCAGAGCCCGACCGAUACAUGACGACUGAUCCCCGAUCAGCUGAUAUCAAACAAUAUGGGAGAUGAUUGUAGUCCAGCAGAGAGCGUAAACCAGAUCUUUUCUAAAUUUGCCAAACGUGUUUGUUUACGUGGGAAACAAACAUCAGUGUUAUCAGCUGUUUUUACAUCCUCAUUCUGGUGUUUGUGUCUCAGACUUCGAGUAUCGGUCGGAUUCGGGUCUUUACCACCACUGUCUGACCUCUGACACAGGUGGUUGUCAUGGAAACAGACGGCCUAAACAUCCGAAAAACUGGACACGCUCAGUGCUGUCACUGUGAGGUAUAUACAGGUAUACACUGAGGUAUAUGCAGCUAUACACAGAGGUACAUACAGGUAUGUACAGAGGUAUAUACAGGUAUGUACAAAGUAUAUACAGGUAUACACUGAGGUAUAUG